AAAUUAUUAAUAAACUUGUUCAUAUUUCCUUGAAAUGGAGAUGAAUCCAAUCAGAUGGAACCUUGAGAACCUAGAGCUCAACCUUAAUGAAGGUUUUAAGCCAACAGCUGUGACUAGCUGUAAAGCCAAGAAUUCAAGAAGAGGAGCUCUUCCUCUCUUUCAUACAGACUCGAAAAAUAAAAAGACAAUGAAGAAAUCUAAGCUCGAAGGUGCUAAAUCGAAGAGAGAACUGAAUCCUAAGAAUAUGAGAUUAGUUUGCAAUAGGCCUUCUUCAACACAAAAGUUCAAAAAUGUCAAGAUGACUACAAUCGAAGGAAACAGAAACCAUAUAGAUACUUUAUACAGAGAUAGCAUUGACCAAACAACUUUGUCAAAAACAAAACUAAAAACAAGUCACACAAACUCUAGUAGAAUAAACAGGAUCUAUGUGCCUGGGAAUAUCCCUAAGGUAGACUCACAGCCUUUCCUAAAGAAGAAAAGGACUAAAUAAGAACAUUAGAAUGAUUACGACUUCAUCUCCAUUUGUGAAAUCAAAUUUUUCAGAUUCUAAGACUUCGAAAUGAAAGACAUCGAAGAUCUCAAAGGCAAGAAAGGGUAGUGCCAAGAAGACUAUCCCCGCCACGACUAUUCCGAAAUCCCUAGUGAACAAACUUGUCGGGGUUCUGAAGGACUCAGAGAAAGGUGUGAGGAAGAACAUGAGAAAGAGUGCAUCAAUAGAGAAUUACCAAAAAGUCCAAGCGCUUGAGAAUAGGUUUAUGAGCGAUGAAAUAACGCCUAGAACUCCUAGUAUGGGUGCUGGGAUGUCUUCUCCAGACUGUAAUCCUUCUUUGAAGAAGAGUAAAUUUCAGAAGAACAACAGCAUGAUCUGUAUUCACUCUUCAUACACUAAGCUUAACAAUGUGAAUAUGGUAAAUGUCAAACCUGGGGAAGAAUAUUACGUUAAUUUCUACUCGUUAAACAAAAAGUCUGACGAAUUAUGUGCUACUAAUGAUAAGCUCCACCAGGAACUUGCCUUGCUUGGCAAGAAGAUGAAGAAGCUGCUUGAGUUUUAUAGAAAGAGAGAGGAAGGUAGGGCUAAAUUUCCUAUAAACCAUAGAUAA
Moneuplotes crassus is the source of this 1100-nucleotide messenger RNA. Lineage: Eukaryota; Ciliophora; Spirotrichea; Euplotida; Euplotidae. The record is from the annotation of a GenBank genome assembly.